AUGGACGUUAACCAGUUGAUCAGUCAAGCUGAAAAGCUCUUCGAGCAAGGAAAUCAUGAGGAGGCCGUUGCGAAGCUUACUAAUGCUGCUCAGCAGAACCCCUCGCAAGACCAAAUGUCUACAAUUGAAAGGCUUAUUCAAAAGAUUUCUCAAUAUGUUUUGGACAAUGGUCACGAACAAGGUUCGCGUGGUAUUGGAAGCUCUUUGAUGAGCACACUAAUGACGGGUAGUGGUGGUGGCAGCUCCCAGACGCAGCUUGGAAAAUUGGCGUUACUCAGUACCAUCAUGGGUUCUUCUCGGAAUUCAAGUGGAUUUAAUUUAGGUUCCGUGGCUUCUCUUCUUGGUAGCCAGGGGGGAAGCUCUAACGGAGGUAGCUCAAUGGGUUCUAGUGGUCUGGCCUCCUUGGCCAGUCAAUUUUUUGGGGGUAGUCAAAACAAUCGGCCAACCCAAAACCAAUCGAGCAGUUCUUUUGGCAGUUUGGCUGCAAUGGCUAGUUCUUUCAUGUCUGGUAAUAAACAGGGGUCAAACCAAAAUGCAGGGUAUAACAAUCAAGGAUCAAAUUCUAACUCUGGCUCAUUCUUUGGCAAUCAAUCUUAUAAUCAGUCUCAAGGAAGCUUCCAACAGUCAAACAAUAACUCGAAUAACUAUCAACAAGGCAAUUAUGGCAACCAGAACUACUCUCAGCAAGGUUAUCACGGAAACCAAGGAUAUUCCCAGGAGGGAAAUUAUAACAAUCAGUCCCAGUCAUCAAACUAUGGAAAUCAAAGUCAGCAAGGCUACCAACAAAGCGGCCACAGCCAAGGUAACUCAAAUCAGUCUCAACAGUCUGGCCAGGGCUUCAAUUUUGCUGGUAACUUUGUUUCUAAUUCUAAUCAAGGUCAGGGCUACAACAACUCCAACCAAGGACAAGGCUACAAUAACUUAAACCAAGGACAGGGCUACAACAACUCCAACCAAGGCCAGGGCUACAAUAACUACGGAAAUAAUCAACAGGGAAAUCCUCAAGGUAAUCAGCAGGGAAGUCAACAAACUAACUCCGCUGGUGCUUUGAUUGGGGAGGCAAUUGGAAGUUUUUUCAACAAGAGAUAA
Molecule: messenger RNA, 1089 nt
Organism: Lachancea fermentati
Lineage: Eukaryota; Fungi; Ascomycota; Saccharomycetes; Saccharomycetales; Saccharomycetaceae
Source: the annotation of a GenBank genome assembly